Messenger RNA from Saimiri boliviensis boliviensis (Bolivian squirrel monkey), 1023 nucleotides. RefSeq names its product glucosamine 6-phosphate N-acetyltransferase-like. Lineage: Eukaryota; Metazoa; Chordata; Mammalia; Primates; Cebidae. Gene Ontology annotation, molecular function: glucosamine 6-phosphate N-acetyltransferase activity. The record is from RefSeq and is a predicted model, not a curated record.
CUCAUUUUAACUUUUUGACUCUUUUAUAAUAUUUGGCUUACCUCGCUCGCCGGGCCUGGGCGGGUGGUGCCUGCGUGAGAGGGCAGAGGCGGGGGUGGAGGCGUUGGCACUGCCACGUCUGGGCCGAGGUGGGGCUGGCGCUGAAGCCGGAUCCGCAUCUGGUGCUGUGCACCCUGGUGGGGGAGAGUCCGACGCGCCUGGUUGGAGCGCCGACUGCGGGGCCUCUACGGAACUUACUAGAAAGAUGAAACCUGAUGAAACUCCAAUGUUUGACCCAAGUCUACUCAAAGAAGUGGACUGGAGUCAGAAUACAGCUACAUUUUCUCCAGCCAUUUCCCCAACACAUCCUGGAGAAGGCUUGGUUUUGAGGCCUCUUUGUACUGCUGAUUUAAAUAGAGGUUUCUUUAAGGUAUUGGGUCAGCUAACAGAGACUGGAGUUGUCAGCCCUGAACAAUUUAUGAAAUCUUUUGAGCAUAUGAAGAAAUCUGGGGAUUAUUAUGUUACAGUUGUAGAAGAUGUGACUCUAGGACUGAUUGUUGCUACAGCAACUCUGAUAAUAGAACAUAAAUUCAUCCAUUCCUGUGCUAAGAGAGGAAGAGUAGAAGAUGUCGUUAGUGAUGAAUGCAGAGGAAAGCAGCUUGGCAAAUUGUUAUUAUCAACCCUUACUUUGCUCAGCAAGAAACUGAACUGUUACAAGAUUACCCUUGAAUGUCUACCACAAAAUGUUGGUUUCUAUAAAAAGUUUGGAUAUACUGUAUCUGAAGAAAACUACAUGUGUCGGAGGUUUCUCAAGUAAAGGUCUUAUAAGAAAAUUGUCAAAGGAGCUAAUGCUACAAGGCUACACUCUUCCUAGAGUUGAAAUGUUUUGUUGCUGCAGCUGAGUGACCUCCGUAAAUACUGGACUGAAAAAACAUUGUAAUACUACAAGUGUAAUGACAUUUAGAAGGUUACUUUGGGUUGGGGGGACAUGCUGUGAAUUUAGAUUACAAAUGAAUAUUAUAAAGGGGAUGAUUUUUAACCAAA